Messenger RNA from Neltuma alba, 1548 nucleotides. Its product is annotated as peter Pan-like protein. Lineage: Eukaryota; Viridiplantae; Streptophyta; Magnoliopsida; Fabales; Fabaceae. Gene Ontology annotation, molecular function: rRNA binding. The record is from RefSeq and is a predicted model, not a curated record. The transcript has 8 exons. Bases 204 to 1292 code for a protein of 362 amino acids. Gene Ontology annotation, cellular component: preribosome, large subunit precursor. Gene Ontology annotation, biological process: rRNA processing; ribosomal large subunit assembly.
GGGGAGCCUGGACUAAAGCCCUCCAUUCCUGGCUACCGAACUUUGAGCUUGGCGCCGCCGUCCUUGCCUCACCAUCUGCGGCUUCUCCUGCGUCUUCCAUCUUUGUGUUGCUGCAACUCUUUUUGCACUAUCAGACUCCAUAAAUACUGCGCCAAGUGGGGCUAAAUUCCUUCGGGAUCUGCAGAGUCAUUCUUCCUCCAACCAUGAGGAAAAAGAAAAACUUCUUUAGAAAGCCUGUUGUCAUCAAGAAUCAGAAGCAGCAACAGCAACCGUCUGUGGAUCCUAUUACGGGAAAGAAAAUCCCAAAGAGUUUUGUGUUUUCAAGAGGGAAGUUGCCUGGUCCUCUCAAGCAGCUUCAGAUGGACCUGAGAAAGUUGAUGCUGCCUUAUACUGCUCUCAACCUCAAGGAAAAGAAAAGAAAUAAUCUGAAAGACUUUCUGAAUGUUGCUGGACCUAUGGGUGUUACACAUUUCCUAAUAUUGUCAAAAACUGCAACUGGAUCUUAUUUGAGGGUUGCAACAACCCCUCAAGGACCUACUCUUACUUUUAAAAUAAAUGAAUACUCAUUGGCAGCAGACAUUGCUCAGUCUCAGUUGCGUCCUCGAUGCCCAAAAGAUCUUUUCAAAAAUUCAGCUCUGAUUGUGCUUUCUGGUUUUGUGAGUGGAGACCUUCAUCUACAGCUUACAACUAACAUGUUUCAGAACAUAUUCCCAACAAUUGAUGUUAAAACUGUUAAACUCUCCUCUUGCCAGAGAAUUGUGUUGCUUAAUUACAACAAAGAGACGAAGCUUAUUGAUUUUCGGCAUUAUUCCAUAAGGUUACAACCUGUAGGUGUUUCACGCAGAAUAAGAAAAUUUGUGCAAAACCAUCAGGUCCCUGAUUUAAGGAAUCUUCAUGAUGUGAGUGAUUUUAUCGCAAAGGCUGGAUAUGGAUCAGAGAGUGAAGCAGAUGAUGAAGCAGCAACAGUGACUUUGGCAAGUGAUCUCGGUAGAGUUAAUCGUGCUUCUACAAAAAGUGCUGUGAAACUUCAGGAGGUCGGGCCCAGGAUGACACUCAAACUAAUCAAGGUUGAAAAAGGGCUGUGUUCGGGUGAAGUCCUCUUCAGUGAAUAUGGGAACGAUGGUGGCAAUGGAAAAAAUGAUGACAAGACGCGGGAGAAUGGAAAUAGUGGAUACGAAGAUGAAGAUGGGAAUGGGGAAGAUUCAGAGGACAUUGAAGAUGAGGAUGGUAAUGAAGAAGAUUCAGAAGACAAGGAAGAUGAGGAGGAUUGGUUGAACGAUGCUGUUUCUUAAGAAAUGCAGUAUUUUGUAUGGAAGCCGUUGGGUAUUUGUGUGAACCGCAUCGUAAUUAUAUAGAAAUUGCCACCCGAAUUUUGUUUCAUCGUUCAUUCCGGUGGCUGUAGCUCACAUUCUGUUUUUUCUUUUUUCUUUUUUUUUCUUCCCAAAAUGGCAUUAGUAUCUCAUUGUCGAUGACAAACAUUAGUUCCUUAAGACCUACGAAGAUCACAAGAAUACAAUACCGGAGAUGAAAUCUGAAAAUGGUCACUUC